CGACCCGCAAGGCGUCACAUGAUGUCUCGCUUGUACAGUAGGAGCACUGUUUACUGAUGACGCUGCCAUUACACCCAUGGAGAGAUAACACAGAUAACGGGUUUUAGCGGAUCCUGGACACUGAGGAAAACACAGACAUUAGAGUGAAGCUGAUCCUUGAUACUGAAGAUGAAGCAACUCAAAUCAUACCCUUAUGUUACAGCUGUGGUGGUACUGAUCCAGCUAUGGCGAAUCACGUCUACUGCAGAUCCCCCACCAGAGAUACAGAGCAAAGGGACGCUGUGUUUUUACUGCAAUGAAAGAAAAGCCAGUUUCAACUGGACGUACCAAGUACAAUCAGUAUAUCGCAUCCAGUGGAAGUUUGAGGACAUUUUCAUGGCAAAUUACACACAGCGUACUGUUGACCUGACACAGGAGUCCCUCAGUAUCAACCAGAACUACAGGGGCCGUUUUACCCUCCUAACUCCAGGUGAUGUUGGUUUUAGUCUCACCAACUUGAAGAGGGCUGACCUAGGAACCUACAGAUGUAUCGUCACAUUGGGCAGCGGAACAGGAAUAACACUGCAAGGAGAUUUAGAAGAGAGACGUACUGAUAGACGGGAGAAAGUGGAGGCGUGCAGUGAUGGAGCUGCCAUCUUCAAGUGGACUCGGACUUGGGGGGAACCUUUCCAACACGUACAGUGGCAGUUCAAUGAAAUAACGAUUGCCAAUACAACCAAAGAAAGAAUCAGUAGGGAUUCACUGCGCAUCACAGCCGAGUACGAGCCUCGCUUCCAUCUGCUACAGGCAGGUGAGGUUGGGUUUCGGCUGGAGAAGGUCAGCGCCGCGGACGCAGGAACAUACGCCUCUGUCAUCACAUUUCCAAGCGGGAAAUUUAACAUUAUAUGGAAUUUGGAAGUGAAAGAGGUACAAAGUGUCAACUUGGACAUUGGUGUCAUCAACCAGAAGACGCUGUCCUGUGGGGAGGAGAGGAAGUCGGACUUCAGCUGGGUUUUCCUAAAUAUGUCUUGGAUAGAGAACGUGGAUACGACAGGACACGUCCUAGAUCUGCCGUCCGUUCCUACGUCGGGGUUGGUGUCCUGUUUCCGUCAGUGCGACUGUACACGGUCGUCGAUCUACGAUUUCACCAAUGGUGAGUCACUCAAAGAUAAUGUGCCCGAAGAGGGAGGAAGCAAGAUGAAUCCCGCAGCUUAUGUAGCUCCGAUUGUCAUUAUCAUCAUCAUCAUCAUCAUCAUCAUCGUAGUCCUAGUACUGUAUAAGCGAAGAAGACAAAGGCAACACCCCAGGGACCCGGAUGAAGGAGCGGACAUGGACAUGUUGUAGGACAUUAUAAACCAGACACAUGCCUCAUGUGCCAAAAUUCCACGCACGUCUUGCUACUUUGUAUGAAGGAGUAAAUACGGAUGAAAACCUGACGGGGAAUCAACGCGCAAGUUACAGUUUGCACCUUUGGGAAAAUAUAUGCAAUUACCUGCGCAAACUAAUGUCCCACUCUACUGUUACUGGCCUGGUGCAGUAGAUGCACACUGUAGUUACAGUGUUAAUGUGCAAUAGACAUGCAAUCAUGUCGGCAUGUGACCAGGAAAAUAAUAUUUAUUGCUACUCUCCAAAAAAAUCUUCUCGUUCCAUUUUUAGAACAGAAACGCUUUUCCUUUCAAUCCGAAUAUUUGUUCUCCCCUUAUGACUCUAUAAUUAUAUUCUUUAUUGAGACAGACAGAAGCCUAUAUUUCAAGUCGAAAUACAUCUCAUUUUGCCUUCUUAGGAGACCUUAGCUGUUGCUCUGCUUAGGCUGUUUAAUCUAAUGCAAAACCCAUGACACAACCGUGUUUACAAAUCCCCCCACCAAUACCAGCUGGGUCUCCUUGAUACUGUGAAGACCAUCUCUACAGUAUAUAUUCCAAGAUAGCCAUGUCAGAUGCAUGGUAAGUAGAUCUAGUAUGUUUUGCUUUGAUGCUUAACUGACAUGAUGGAAACACAGUACGUAUAUCUUCAAACUGAUCUCAGGACUCAUAUUAGUUGGACUCGUACAAUCAACUGGGCCUUUAAUAGAGAUGACCUAUGGAUGUUGACACGGAGGAUUUUUAUUGAACUUUUUCAUAAUCGGCUUGUAUAUGUUAUUUAACAAAUAAAAAGGGGCCUUUAAAGGCGGGUGCCUUUGGCUGAUGUCAUCAUCAUUUGACAAUGGUUCAUAAACACUUAUCUUGCCUCACACAUAAAUGUCGUUUUCUGAUUGGCUAAGCGCUCUUCUAUUAUUUUCAAUGUACCCCGCUUACAAGCGAGCAACAUUUUCUAUGUACCCCGCUUGGAGUGCCGAACUCAUUUGGUACUUCGUAGUAGUAAUUCUUUAUCUCGAAUAACAUUGAAUCACGUAUGAUGCAUGGAAAUUACCGAUGUUUUGCGAAGGCAAAUCGAUGGAAGGGAGAUAACUCUACAUUUGUUUUUCUUGUCAUCUGGUACUCCAUGCUAUGAUCAGAUACCCGUGCUUCAAAUAGUUCAAAAUUACCAUUGAGGUGUUGGGUAAGAUAAAUACGUUGUACACUGUUCCUUCGAGGGUACAUCAACCCAUGUCCCCCUCGAUACCAGUGAACAACUUCUAAUGUACCAAUGUACAUGGUGUAGUCGGAGUCAUACCGGCGACUCUGCUCUCGGUAAAGAUGUCGUGUGGAUGUGGUAAACGUCUUUGUUUUGUAGCUUCUAUUUAUCUUAGUGCAUACAUAAGUAUGAAUGUGUUUUACACUCUUUUUUUCAAAUAAACUGCGUAAAUAC
Haliotis rubra (blacklip abalone) is the source of this 2766-nucleotide messenger RNA. RefSeq lists its product as uncharacterized. The record is from RefSeq and is a predicted model, not a curated record. The transcript has 11 exons. Bases 169 to 1323 code for a protein of 384 amino acids. NCBI's taxonomy places the organism in Eukaryota, Metazoa, Mollusca, Gastropoda, Lepetellida, Haliotidae.